GCUGUGCGGCGCGGGCCCGGCGCGGGGCUGCCGGCGGCGCGGGGCCAGGCUGCGCGGCGGCGGCGCCGACAGCGACCCCGACACCGACCCCGAGGAGGAGGAGGAGGAGGCGGAGCCCGCCGAGCCGCAGCUGCUGCCGCCGGGCCCUCGCCUCGGCCUCGGCCCCAGGCCGGGCCCCGCGCGCUCGCUGCUGGAGCUGCCCCCCGAGCUGCUGGUGCACAUCUUCGGCUACCUGCCCGGCCCCGACCUGCCGCGCCUGGCCCAGGUGUGCGGCGCCUUCCGCCGCCUCCUGCGCACCGACACCAUCUGGCGCCGCCGCUGCCGCGAAGAGUACGGAGUCUGCGAGAACUUACGGAAGCUGGAGAUCACGGGAGUGUCCUGUCGAGAUGUCUACGCCAAACGUAUAAACCCGCGAGUGAAGUCGGGGCGUUUUAUGAAAAUCCUUCCCGACUACGAGCACAUGGAGUACAGAGAUGUUUACACCUGCCUGCUGCACCGGUAUCGACAUAUCUUGGGCUUAUGGCAGCCGGACAUUGGGCCAUACGGGGGACUGCUCAAUGUGGUGGUUGAUGGCUUCUUCAUAAUUGGCUGGAUGUACCUGCCCCCUCACGACCCUCACGUCGACGAUCCGAUGAGGUUCAAGCCCCUCUUCAGGGUUCACCUCAUGGAGAGGACUUCUGCAACCGUGGAGUGUAUGUAUGGCCACAAGGGACCCCACAGCGGCCAUAUUCAGAUUGUGAAGAAGGAUGAGUUCUCAACAAAGUGCAACCAGACGGAUCACCAUCGAAUGUCAGGAGGGAGGCAAGAGGAAUUCCGGACGUGGCUGAGGGAGGAAUGGGGCCGGACGCUGGAAGACAUCUUCCACGAGCACAUGCAAGAGCUUAUCCUGAUGAAGUUCAUCUAUACCAGCCAGUAUGACAACUGCUUGACGUACCGACGCAUCUACCUCCCUCCGAGCAGCCCCGACGACCUCAUCAAGCCAGGCCUCUUCAAAGGGACGUACGGGAGCCACGGCCUUGAGAUCAUCAUGCUGAGUUUUCAUGGGAAGAAAGCCAAGGGGACAAAAAUAACAGGUGAUCCCAACAUCCCAGCUGGUCAACAGACUGUGGAGAUAGACCUUUUGCACCCCAUCCAGCUGCCUGACAUUGAGAACCAGCACAACUUCAACGAGCUCUCCCGCAUCAUCCUCGAGGUCCAGGAGCAAGUGCGCCGGGAGCAGCAGCAGGAGGAGGAGGAGGGUGCAGGCUGCUCCCGGCAGAGCGCCACGCCACAAGCGGAGCAGCCUGCACAGGAAGGAGACGCAGGAGCUGAAGAGACAGCGGACAGAGCAGGGGCUGCAGCCCAGGUAUCAGAGCCAGCUUCACAGCCUUUCGUGUUGCCCCUGGGAGUCAUAUCGCGGAACAAGGAUUACCCCCGGACCUGCCGAAUGUGCUUCUACGGCACGGGGCUCAUCGCCGGCCACGGCUUCACCAGCCCCGAGCGGACGCCGGGGGCCUUCGUCCUGUUUGACGACGACCGCUUCGGCUUCAUCUGGCUGGAGCUGAAAUCCUUCAGCCUCUACAGCCGGAUCAAGGUCGCGUUCCAGAACGCCGAGGCGCCCUCCCGGGAGGCUUUCGAGGAGAUGCUCAAGAACAUUCAGUCGCUGGCUACUUGAGGGGCAGCCCCCGGGAGAGCGGGAAGGGCUUGUGAAGACUUCUGCUCUCCCCACCUGGGAAUGGGAUGGGAUGGGACGGGGACCCCUGGCCCUUGGUACCUCGGAACGAAAGCAUGCACUUUUUAGUAAGGCCUUCUCCCCCCUCCUCAAACCUCCAACCCUCCCCAUAUCCUAUUUAAAAUAGACCUGAAAUAUCCCUCCCCCCCACUUCUUCCUGGCGGUACUUGAUAGUCGGUCUGUAACACAGCCGUGGAUAAUGGGAAGCAAUGGAGUGUGUUUGCUUAAAGAGAAUGGACUGGAGGGAAGCUAGGUGGAGCUCCGCAUUGGAGGGCCUUGUAAAUACGGAGGUGGCUAAUCCUGUACCCUGCUCCAGGGAAGCAGGGUCCUCCUCUGGCCAAGCGCAUCCUUCAACAUCUCUUUCCCACCUCCCCAUGCACGAGGUCACGGGAGAUUGGAUCACUUAAAACCCCUCCCACGCGGCCCCCACCUGCCCGCUCUGUAUUGUGCGGUCCGGGCUUGGCUCGUGUUUGUCCUCCCCUCUGGGAGCCUCCCUCUGCUGUGCACGGCCUUGAUAGCAAAGCAAGCCAGCUCCGCUGCGGCUUGGUGAUGGCAGUAGGCUUUUCCUCGCUGAGAAUCCCUCACGCCGGCCCUGCGGGAGGUACUCGGUCACUGCGCAGGUAUCCUCUCUCCGCCUUCCUCGCUCCAGUUCAGUCUCUUCCACUGUCGGAAGGAGAAAUCAUCUCUCCCCUUAUUACAAGCACUGGGAACAGCUCUUGGCGCCUGUUCAGGCUGUACUUUUAACUCCUUUUUAAGUAGAUCUGUUAAAAGUUCUCCCUUUAAAGAGCUUAGGGAGAAACCCCUCAACCCCACGAACUACUGACUUUCCCUGUGUGUGCUUGAGGGCUGGCAGAGCUGGGACGUGGAGUUUCCUGCUGUUGCCUGGUAUCUUAGGCUGCUCCCACCCUUCCCCGCGCCCUGCCCAGGAUAGUUAAGAGAUCUCUUGAGGCUGUGAUUCCUUAUGGUGCCGCUCAUUGGCUCCCUCCUCUGGAUCCAGCAAGUACUGGGGUGUCGGUGCCUCUGCCUUGUGUUUGCAUGUCUGGGAUUCUUGCGUUCUUUCCUCUCCUACAAUCGCUGAUCUUCCCAGACUCUGGUCUGCCUCUGCUACAGGAGACUUGCCCGCAGUAAUUCGGGAAUGCAGCUGCUGAGCUCCGCUGAGAAGCACAGGUAGGAGAGGUAGAUGCCCAGAGCACUGACCAGCUGCAAAAGCUUCCACCACGAGACGGGGCGCUGGGGUGGCCAGAUUUGUGUCUUGACCCAGGCAGGCAGUUGUGGUCCAUGCCUGUCAUUAGAGACCCACAUGAACCAAGCAGUGCAGCAGGUGACGUGCCAGCCAAAGCAUCUUUUGGCAGAUGAUAAGGACUUUUAAAACCUUAAAGACUCCCAUCUGGGCUCUUCACCUUCCACGGAUAGUGUUCGUAAGUGGUUAUGCACGAUCUAGUGGUAUAUUAAAGCAAAAGAUGAGAUCCGUGGCCUGUUUCAUUAACAGGAAACGUAUUCCCCCUCGCCUAACAUUAACGUUCUUGCUGCGGCUGCUUCCCCAGCCUUCACAUCCUCAUCCCAUGCCAUGUGAGAGGAGUUGGGGACAGGCUCAUGGUGGGGUGCAUCACUCGCAGGGCUGAUUGUCUCCUUGGAUCUAAGUCCAUGACACUGCACAGAUCAGGGAGCUCUGGGCACAUCUUCCUCCCAACCUGACAUACCUUAAUGUUCCCUGGGCCAGGGCAGGGGUAGUCAUUCAUGGGAAUAAGCUAUCCAUUAAGCUGGUUUAAUGCAGCCCUUGAGAAGGGUAGGCGUUUCUCUUAGCAGAAGGGAGAGUUGGUUUGCAUGGCAUCCCGGUACAAAGGCUUUGACUCGGCGACAGGAUGUUUUUUGUUGGUCUCUGGUGCCUGGCUGCUGUGGGCUGAGGUAGGGUUAAAAGGCAGGCUCCUCAAUCUUGGCUCUGAAUUUCCUCUCUUUCCUCCAGGUGGGAGGCUCAAAUCUAUGUUCCAAAGCCCACGUGAGAAAUGAGCUGGAUAUUGUGGGCAGGUGCGAACGUCUGGGCUAACCGGGCAUCUGCAAAUGGCGGCAGCCCCUUGGCCUUUGCGUAGCCAUCUGACAGGCAGAACUGCCACCAGGACCCUACCUUCGCACGAGCGAUCCAGUCUUUAGUCUGACCGAAUCCUCUUGGUUGUUUCUACAGCAGCCCUUAACCCAACCUGCAUCUAGGGCAAUACAGGUGCUUUGCUGGAGGGAUUCCCGACUCCCCGGUGCUCUGUCCUGUCCCUGUUAGCCAGCUUCGUUGCAGCCAAAUGAAUGAUGCACGCUGCGUACUCAGCUGAAUGUGCACAAGCCACUGAUAUUUAUUAAAGCAGAUCUGGGUUGCAACUGCUGCUUACGCUGCCCGGUAUUUCGGAGUCUGCUGCCCCAGAGCACCAGGCAGGAGAAGGGCAGGGGCCUUUCACGGUGCACUGAACACAGGCUGCAUCGUUGCUUACAUUGGUGUAUGCCCGGCAGCGGCUGGUUUCCAGGCCAGUGCGAUUCCUUUGCUCAGACCAUGUUGCUGCAUCCAGUUUUAGUGGCGGUGUGACGAAGGUGACAGCUUUUCAGAGCUCUCCCUGCCUUUUGGGAAGCUCCUUUUCUUUGCAGGCUGCUUGAAUGGGCUUCACAGUGUGGGGAUGCUCCAGUCCUGGUGAAAGGCCACGCUGCCAGCCCUUGUUCUGCCAGGGGACUAGAUGCUGAAAUCGGACGGAGCUGCGCUUGCGGUGUCUCGGGGCGUUUCAGAAGCUUCAGCCUGGUGAGAAUAGGACGGCUGGUAGGGUACAGAGACCGAUGAGGCAUUGGGAGCAUCGAAGAAAGGUAGAGUAAGGGAAAGUCAAGGGUUAGACUCAGGCAGGACAGGGGGAAGAGGUUUAGGACUACAGGUGUACGUGCAUGUGUGUGUGUACGUGGCUAUAAAAACGGCAGAAUUAACGCACCUUGUUUUGUUGGGUGAUGACUUGAAGCCACAUCUUGCCGGUCAUGGAAAGGGUCCACAACACCAUCGUGCUUCCUCUGCGUGUGAAGCAACCGUCGGGUUACCUCCUGCUUCAGACUGACUGUUACGUGCCCUGUGAGGUGAAGCACGCAUCCUGCCAGCCGCCUCAAGCCUAAUUGUGCCAACCCAGAGGCGUAGUCACUAAUCGGGGAAUUUUGGGAGGACACGGGUCCAACGCUUGGGGUGUGAAGUCGAAGCUAAUCCACCACUUGCCCCCAGCAGGCCAGGUGUCCCUGAGACCGGCUGUGACGGGUUCCUUGUAACUAGCAGCAGGGCUGGAGAAAGAGGUGCAAGACCAGUCUACGGCAGAGCGGAAAACGAUGCAUCUGAUGUCCAAAGGAGCUGAUUGUUCCCGUCCACUCAGAACUGAAGACCAUACGGAGGGAGUUGCAUGUCUCACAGCUGCAUGUACUCGAUGAUUCUCCAGCAGCAGCCGAGCAACUUCACUCCUAGCAAGCAGGGGUCUCGGUCAGCUCCUCACUUUGACCAUUGCUUCCCAGCUGUUGAGGCAGCUGUGUGACUGAAGGCCAGGCGGUGUCAUGAUGCUGGGCACCCUGGUAGCACCCUGUCAGCUAGGGGUAGAAGGAGGGGAUAUACCUGCAAGGACCCAUUUAGGAAAUAGUGUCACGGCGGUGCUAAGAUCAGCUGUCAUGCUCACCAGCAACAUGGGCAGGAAGAAGUGUGAUCCUACACCGAGCUCUGAAGCUGGCCUCUCGCCCUUCAUCCAGCUCCAGGAGCUGCCUCGCACUCCAGCACCUGGGAUCCACGCUCUUCCAGCCCCUGUAAGUGCUUCAUCAAAAGCCAAGGGAACUUCUCCACCGACAGAAGUUCUGGAGCAGCGUGGCUUAGGUAAGGAGGGAUGAUCCACGACGUAUAUGGUUGCAGCCCUCUUGUGCUGGGCUGCACUCCCCUUUCCCAGGGGUCACACCAAGUUGGUGCAUCUGGGGGAUGGGUUGAUGAGAUGGCAGCAGAUCUGUGGAGUGUGUGUACAUGCAUCAUGGGGUAGGUCCUGCACUGCACCCCGAAUCCCGGGCACGAGACUGCGUUGCUGCUCUGAAACGGCGUUCUGGAUGUCCCUCCGAUUCUCUCCAGACAGCGCUCGUUGCUGCACGCUGGGCACUGCUGAGUUGGCUGCAUUGCCUCCCUUCCAGGGCUGCCGAGAAGGGGUGAGGUAUCCUACACGGUUGGGCUUCUGGACACCACUUAGAUGUGUGUGUGUGGUGCCUCUGCAGUAAUGGGAACGGUCUGCCUAGUGUUUUGAAUCACUUCUGGCUUCCUCCACACCUCGAACUUCUUUGGGGAAGUUUUGCCAGGUUCUCUGUGCAGGAUAAAGUCAGUGGCAAGCUCCGAAAGAGCCUGCCACGGAGCAGUCUGGGAGUGCGCUAUCAGCAGGAAAGGGGCAUGAGCGAAUUGAAACGUUUGCCGUCUAAUUGAGAUGCCACUGAAGCCAGCCACAGCUGCCACAGGCCUGUCUAAUUGUGGGUUUACUUCCAGCUCAAGGCUCUUUCGGGCAGGCCAGGAAGUUCAACAGCCAGUUGUGCAGGGGGUUCGGAGGGCAGGCUCAGCUUUGCUUGGCUUGCACCUUUUUGGCAAGCUUUGGAGGUGACUUCAGCCAAGUGUGUGUGUGUGUGCAUGUGGGGUUUGAUGUAAAUAUGUCUAUAGGGCUCUCCCAUCAGUGCAGUGGUUUCACAGCUGUCUGUCAGGAUUGUGAGGGGGGGGGUUAGUACUGCAGGAGCUUUUGCAAUCUUUCUCGUCGCUGGUCUUGGAUUUUGAGGCAUCAGAGCAGCGCUGGGCCAAGGUGUCAGGGAGGGAGGUCAUCAGGAGAGGGGUUGUGACGUAUAAGUUACAAUGCUAUGACAGUGCAAAUGAAAGGAAUGGGCUCCGCUUUUGCUUUUGCAGAGGGUUACUGUAAGUUUCUUUUUUUUCCAUUUUUUUUCCCUACUGAAGCUGAAUUUCCAAGCCUGGGCACCGAACCAGGUUGACUAAGCUCCUCUUGCUGGAGACAUGAUGAUGGUGUGUCUGUGUGAUGUUUGGGUGGCCAUGGGAUGGGAAGGAGGGGCAGUGACAUACCGGACAUGGGGUCAGCCUGGCACGCAGGGCUGCACUAUGUGAUUGCUGCUGCUUUUGGCUCUUAAAUUAAAAUGCAGGAGAUGCGGUGGCUCUGCUCAGGGCGUGUUCUUUCUCUCGUUGCCAGAGGGCAAAGCGUUCCCAUCCUCUGUUCGUUCACAUCACUAAAGCUGUCGGCACCUUGUGGCUGCCUGUUCCUUCCCCCAAACAGCUUCCACCUACCCCUGCCUGGCUCUUUUUUUUUUCCCUGAACCAAUUGACACCACGUAGAUCUGGGGUCUCCGCCAGGCCUUUUGGGGUGGGGAAGCCCACGUGGUGUCAGUAAUGCCAUCUUCCUCGUGUCGCCUGCGUCCCAGGGUGCAGCUGUAAUCCCGACCUGCUCGAGGCCCGAAGCGCCGAGGAGGAAGCCGGAUCGCUCGAACGCUGCCGGGGUUCUUCCCUUUUGAGUGUGAAAAACCUCUCGAGCUGCAAAGGUGAACCCAGAAAUCCCUUCACGGGAGGUGAAAUCCUUCCUAGGUUGCUGCCGUCGGGGGUGGGCAGGGUUUGCCUCUGCUUGGAUUGGGUUUGAGUUUGCAAAAGGUGAUUGACUGAUUUUUAUUUAUUUUUUCCCCCACCUCCUUCCCACCUUCCCCUUUCCUCUACAUCCAAGGCCUGACUAAGGAAACUGUAAACGCCUUUGUGUUACUUUGCACCUGCUCAUUGUUUCCCAAGGAGCCUUUUUUUGGUUUCAGCCAAUAAAAACGGGGACGUUUUAUGAC
Molecule: messenger RNA, 7549 nt
Organism: Alligator mississippiensis (American alligator)
Lineage: Eukaryota; Metazoa; Chordata; Crocodylia; Alligatoridae
Gene: FBXO31
Product: F-box protein 31
Exons: 10
Coding region: 434-1654 (406 amino acids)
Molecular function (GO): protein binding
Source: RefSeq, a predicted model, not a curated record